CCGCCUGGCCCACAUGUCAGCACCUCGGCGGUGGCCACCCGUCGCGUGGCCACCGCGCCACGCCUCCUCCGGCCACCACCUCACUGCACAGUUGACGCACGCACGCUCCUAAAUAAAGAAGGAAACUGGCGACGCAAUCGGAGGGAAUAGCAAGCGAGUAGGGGGCGGUGGAGACCUCGCGCGAGGAGGAGGAAGAAGCUUCUGGUCGCGCGAGGAGGAAGAGAGGCGGGGAGUUAGGGAGCGGGCGGGCGGUGGAUGGCGGUGGAGUACCACUGCUGUGAGGCCGGAUUCUUCGAGCACAUCGUCAUCAUCGUCGCACUGGUGCUCUUCGCGGGCCUCAUGUCGGGCCUCACCCUGGGGCUCAUGUCCCUCAGCCUCGUCGACCUCGAGGUCCUCGCCAAGUCCGGCACCGAACAGGACCGCAAGCACGCAGCUAAGAUUUUGCCUGUUGUGAAGAACCAGCACCUUCUGCUAUGCACUCUUCUGAUCUGCAAUGCCGCAUCCAUGGAGGCUUUGCCCAUAUUCCUUGAUAGCUUGGUGACUGCUUGGGGUGCGAUUUUGAUCUCAGUGACACUGAUUCUGCUGUUUGGUGAGAUCUUACCGCAGUCCGUCUGCUCACAUUAUGGACUAGCUAUUGGUGCCUCAGUUGCUCCAUUAGUCCGUGUGCUUGUUUGGAUCUGCUUUCCUGUUGCCUAUCCUAUAAGCAAGUUACUGGAUUAUGUCCUGGGUCAUGGUCAUACAGCCCUCUUCCGUAGAGCUGAGCUAAAAACACUUGUCACUCUGCACGGAAAUGAGGCUGGUAAGGGUGGAGAGUUAACCCAUGAUGAAACUACCAUAAUAGCUGGAGCUCUCGAACUCACUGAAAAGAAAGCUAAAGAUGCUAUGACACCAUUAUGUCAAACCUUUGCAAUUGAUAUAAACGCAAAACUUGACAGGGCACUAAUGCAAGAGGUCCUUGAGAAAGGGCAUAGCAGAGUGCCAGUUUAUUAUGAAAAGAAGACAAAUAUUAUUGGAUUGAUAUUGGUGAAGAAUUUAUUAUCCGUUAACGCUGAUGAAGAGGUUCCCAUAAAAAGUGUAACUAUCCGCAAAAUUCCACGUGUUCUAGAAGAUAUGCCCCUCUACGACAUCCUAAAUGAAUUUCAGAAAGGCCAUAGCCACAUGGCAGUAGUCAUAAGGAAAAACGAUUCGAGUUACCCAGCUGAACAACCUGCCAAUGAUGGUGGAACUCUCGAGGUGACCAUUGCCAUUGAUGAUAAGAAUAGCGAAAAGGUUGUGAAGAACCUUCCACCACCGCUGCGAAGAUGGAAGAGCUACCCUAACACUCAGAACUCAAAUAGGGGAAUUAGGCCUAAAAAAUGGUCCAAAGAUCAAUCAAAUGUUCUGCAGAUAGAUGAAGAGCCCUUGCCCACAUUGAGUGAAGAUGAAGAGGCUGUUGGUAUCAUAACCAUGGAGGAUGUCAUAGAAGAGCUUCUUCAGGAGGAGAUAUACGAUGAGACAGACGUACACGAGGAACAAUGACACUGGCCUUCCUCGCACUGUUUGUAUUUUCCUUUUGGACCAGAGAACCAGCUGUGUGUUACGGCAGUUUUUUGCUGGGAAAGUACAGUAUGUAAUGUAUACACCCUACGUAGAUAGGCAGAUACAUUGAAGGCUACUAGUAGUUCAUUUCGGUUCUAGGCGGUCUCUGUCUAAGGGUAUUGGUAAGGCUCUGUUUGGAUUGCCCCGUCCUGGAACAGCAGGAUUGCUUGGUCGUAAGUUGUACCGAGUAACCCUGGAAAUGGAGGUAAAAACUACUAGGAUCGAAGUUGCUUGGUCGAUGCGGCGGUGCCGUUCGGUUCAGAAAUCCCAAUAAGAUCUCGGUUUCUUGUGAUGGCGCUGACA
This is a messenger RNA of Phragmites australis (common reed), 1881 nucleotides long. Its product is annotated as DUF21 domain-containing protein At2g14520-like. Lineage: Eukaryota; Viridiplantae; Streptophyta; Magnoliopsida; Poales; Poaceae. The transcript is spliced from 11 exons. Gene Ontology annotation, biological process: magnesium ion homeostasis. Gene Ontology annotation, cellular component: intracellular membrane-bounded organelle. The coding region runs from base 256 to 1518 and encodes 420 amino acids. The record is from RefSeq and is a predicted model, not a curated record.